Molecule: messenger RNA, 1798 nt
Organism: Arabidopsis lyrata subsp. lyrata
Lineage: Eukaryota; Viridiplantae; Streptophyta; Magnoliopsida; Brassicales; Brassicaceae
Exons: 1
Coding region: 1405-1515 (36 amino acids)
Source: RefSeq, a predicted model, not a curated record
AGAAACCUCGCCAUCAAGUUUCAGCUACAUAUGAACAAAACGUUGCCAUAAAGAGGUCAUGUCAUUAUUGUUUUCUCACUUUCUUUCCAUAUUUGAUAAUCCAAAUUUGUCUUAUGGAGUUAUGGUGUCAACCGCGUUUCUCUCUUUCUCUUUCAUUUUUUACUUGGAGAUCAACCCUCUUUGUAACCUAAAUUCUGACAUCAAUUGUUCAUAAUGCAAGGAAACUGAUCUCAUCAAUUGAAUUUAUUACCUUUUUACGUCUUGCUAAUUCAUGUUUUUGAUUGAAAUUGGUACUCUAAGAAGAACAACUUUUUCGAUAAUUUCAACACAAGUCUUCAUAUCUUUUUUCUGGUUAGAUAUCAUCUAACUGAAGAAAUAUACAACCUAAGUUUCAAAAAAGAACCACGCAAUAAGUUACCUCAUUAGCCAUAGACAUCUUUCACAAUAUUGGCUUAGACAUUUUUCCCAAGAGAGCUUCCUUGCACGAUCUUACAUGUAUGUUUCUCAACUCUCACCGCAACCACCACUUUCCUAGAUUUAUUGUUGUAUGGGGACUAACUUUGACGACUUUCUCAUUUUGGUAUACGCAAAUUCACUAUUGUUCUUUGUCUAUCUUCACUAUAUUGGUUAGUGUAGCUCUUCUAAAUAUAAGAUUCUAUACAGAAGUGUACUCCUAAGCGUAUCAAUACUUUAUUUUUAACAAUUCAUAUUUUUCUCAUUAUUUUCAAUAUGUAUAUGAAUUUCCGUCAACACAUUUUUUUCCAGAAAGCUAUCACUCUUUCUAUCUUUUUGCAAGCAUUCAUUUCCUUUGUUUCAUUCUCUAUUUCAUUAGCACAUCUACCAUUCACAAACUUAGCCAGACUCUUUCGAUUCUACUCUCACAAAAACAAUAAAAACUACUCUCAGUCUCAAAUGACAAACAAUCUAACAAACAGAAGUAAAAUAUAAUAGGUGGUGGUGCAGACAUGCAAGUAACAAAGUUGUUGAUUUCUAUGGGAUAUAUAUAGCAUCUCGGAAGGAGGAAAGUUAGAUCCAUUAGAUGUGGAUGUAAUGCCAAGUGAAUCACACACACACAAAAAAAAACGAUCGUAACAAUCGAUGAUGAGAGUAAAAAAAAUAUAUUACUUGUCAGUAUAAAAGCAUGGUUAUGACUUAUGAGCGACAAAAGCAAAGAUAACUGUAUUAAAUUAUGAGUAUGAGAGAAAAAAAAUAGAAGUCCGAAUGCUACAAGUGGCAAAAGCGAUGAAAAAAAUAUAAUAUGCGCCAUUAAAAGUAUUAGACUGUGGGCUUCCAACUCAAAACCAAUUGGCUAUGAGUGGAGAGACCCAUAUCUUAUAUAUACCACUUAAGAUCCUACUCAACUUCUAGUGUGAGAUAUUAUUAUCCCUAAUACGUCCGCUCGAGAUGAUGGCUCUUUUAGCCAUUGAUCUCGGUAUGUUCGGGCAUGGAUCGGCGGACCAAUUAUUUGGUUGGGGCUAUGUAGAUUGGGUUGAGCAUGUGCGGAUAGGGCUCUGAUACCAUAUUAGACUUUGGGCUUCGAACUCAAAACCAAUUGGCUAUGAGUAGAGAGGUCCAUAUCUUAUAUAUACUACUUAAGAUUCUACUCAACUUCCAAUGUGGGCUAUUGUUAUCCCUAAUAAAGAGUAGUAACCAACCCUAGCUGUUACCGACGAUUCAAAAUAUACAACUUAAAAAAUUAUGAUAGAAUAGGAUGCCUCCGGUUAUUAUUUAUAAUGAAAAGAUCUAGGGUUAAUCGAAUAUAGUUUUUGUUAAUAUUCUUUUUUUUGUUGGAAAAUAA